This is a messenger RNA of Dichomitus squalens LYAD-421 SS1, 3067 nucleotides long. RefSeq lists its product as uncharacterized. The transcript has 6 exons. Gene Ontology annotation, cellular component: piccolo histone acetyltransferase complex. Lineage: Eukaryota; Fungi; Basidiomycota; Agaricomycetes; Polyporales; Polyporaceae. Gene Ontology annotation, biological process: regulation of transcription by RNA polymerase II. The coding region runs from base 45 to 2996 and encodes 983 amino acids. The record is from RefSeq and is a predicted model, not a curated record.
GCAGCCAACAUCAUCUCAACUCUUGUCCUCCGUCGCUCCAUGACAUGCCUCGAGCCACACACCCCGGUCCUGCUGCCCUCCGGAACCGCAACAGGGUCACCAACAAGACGCGCCUCAAGGUUAUCCGGGGAGACACGAUCGAAGCCGACUCGAUUGUCCUCGAUGAAGAUGAGGAGAAGGCCAGAGUCGUCUCUACGGCUGGUGUGGACGCUGAGGAUGCGAACGAACACCAUUUGCAAGCCGUGCUCACUGCCGCGGCGUCUCGGCAUCAGGCCACAACGCGCAGCACACGAUCCGGCGACGCGAAGGACAAGGAGAGCGCCCCCGCCGCAUACAUCCCGACUCCAGAUAGCACCGGCGUAGUGCAGAAUUAUGACGAGCUGUAUCCCCCCGGUCGUUGGAAGGACACUCACUCGCACGUUCGGUCCUCUGACACCGUCGAGGAAGCGACGUCGUUCGCACUAGCGAAUGGUUUCAUCUACUAUAUGGAUGAGCGGGACAAAGAGUGGCUCGACAAGAACAACGAGCAAGCUCGCGGGGAGGGCAUGAGCUCGCAAGGGUCUGUGUCGAGUUCCAGCACCCGUUCUGGUCGCAGCGCCAAGGCGAAGGGAAAGGAGCCCGACAUCGUCCAAGCCGUUACCAUAACCGAAGACGAAUUCGAGCUCGUCAUGGCGAUCUUUGAGAAGGUCACGCACGAGAAGACGGAGUUCCUUCAUCAUGUAAGUUCGCUCCCUGUUCUUGAGCUUGGUACGCGCCCAACUCCGCGGCAGGCUUUUGAGCAGGGCGUUCCAUUUCCUCCCUUCUCCGACUAUCAAGACACCUUCGCUUUUCCCCUUCGAUCCGACAUGUUUGCCAUAUACUCCGUCCCCGAAUGGGUUCCCCCACCUCAAUCAAUGUUGCACUUUGCGCGAAUCAUCUAUCCUUACUGGCGCGAGCGGCGACAAGAACGCGGCGGUCACCGCAUCAUCCCUGCUGUCAACCUCGAUGAAAGCGACACCAAGAACGAGUCAUACAUUUGCUUCAGGCGUCGUGAAAUUAAGGCUAUCCGUAAAACCCGUGCAUCGCAAGCCUCGUAUUCGGAUCGUAUGGUUCGGUUGCAGAACGAGCUCGCGAUGGCCCUCGACAUUGUCCGGCUUGUACAGCAGCGCGAGAUCCUCAAAAGGGACUCGCACAUACAUGGCCGCAAUCUGUGGGAUAAACGGCAGACUUUGGCGGACCUCAAACGCGCGCAUCCGUCACUCGGGAGCAAGGAGGACGACGAGCUCUUUCUCGACAAGGAGAAGCCUCCGAAGAAGCCCAAGGUCGAGACAACUCGUCCAUCACUGAAACUUCGUCAUCCUCCACGCGAGAAUGGCGAGGUGGGCUCUCCUGUCGCUCAGCCCACGCCUGUGAUACGCCCCAAGGAGCGAUGUGCUGCUAUUAGGAGCGCCAUCGAGGCGGAGAUGCAGCGUCAGAAAGAGAAGGACAAAUCAUGGGAAGAUGCAGUGGAGAACCCGUAUCAAUCGCUCCCUGUCAGCUACGACGCUCGCCAGUUCAAGUUUCUCCCUAAGGAGGCUAAACCGAUUCCCCGCCACCAGCUGUUCAACGAGGAUGAUGAGAACCCUGUCAAGUAUCACGUCGCUCGGAUACGGAGGGGUCGCGGCGGACGCAUGCUGCUCGAUCGUCGUUCCGUUAAUUGCACGCUACGAGCCGCGAACUUUGACAAGACUGACGUCGAAGAGAGGGAGCGCAGACAGAGGAUCGAGGAGCGAUGGAGGUAUGACGCCGACGACACCCCUCCGGUGGGCCCCCGCGGGAUGGAGGAGCAGGAUCGGAAGCUGAUUGACGAAACUCAACCAAUCCGACUGACGUUCACUAUGUCCCACCCGGAGGAUUACAUGACGAAGAUCACCAUUGACCCUACAUUACGACUGUCUUCGGGCGAUGUGAAGCCAUUUCAGCUCGGGCCGGUACCAAACGCUAUGCUCAAGCCUCCCCCGCAUCCUUAUCAUCAGCAGGUUGUGUCUUCAGUCCCCGCUGCUAGCGCAGCAAGUUCAUCUCAUUCCCUAUUGGGUCAGGUGAACGGAACCCCGCUCUCCGUCCCGACCCAGGUGAAACUUGCGCAAAUGCGCAUCUCUUCCAACGGUGGCAUGCGCAUGGCGUCUGGCAGUACACCCAAUCCCGCCUCACAUCCUCCCUCUCCCCAUGCGACACCCCUUCCAAGCGGCGCUACAGGCAACCCUGCUGACGGCCAGCGUUCACCGCCGAAGCCUGACCAGGACGUGAAGAUGGCACAUGGUAGUCCCAGCGGUGCGCCUUCACAACUAGACGGUGUGGCUGCGCCCAUGCCAUCUCCUACGCCUGCUCCUUCCAAACCACUCGCCUCGACAGGGAGCGUAAAUCUGCCCAACCUGCCCAAUGGCUACCACAUCCCUGCAAUGAAUGGGUACACCACCGUGCCUAAAGCUGGCUUCGUGCACCCGGGUACGCGGCCCAAUGGUUUGAGCAUACAGCAGAUCCAAUCGCUGCAAGCGAUGCUCCCAGCAGACAAUGUCAACAUUGCGCUCCGACAACCUGGCGCGUAUGUCUUGCCCAACGGCGCGUACCAGAUGCCGAUGGCAGCAGGUCGUCCUAUGCAGUGGCCUAUGGCUGGCCAGCACUCCCCGCCCAACGCGAACGUCGGUAUCGACGUUGUCGCAUCGCAAGGUGCUGCUGGCUCCCCAGGACGUGCGCCGUCCGCGAACGGCAUGCGAACGCCUCAGUUGUCACAAGGGCGACCGAUGCCGAGCCCGCAGGUGCACAACGCCACUCAGGGCACGGCGACUCCCGCGGGGCCUCACAUCGCACGGCUCACACCCCACACCCCUUCCCCACAUGUGCUUAGCCCAAAUCUUACCGCGGCGCAGGUGAACGCGCACUCGUCGCCAACACGGACCCCGCAGCCCGCGAUCCCCAACCCGUCGCCGUCGCUACAGUCGAGGCAACUUGUUGGAGGAUCGGGUGCAGCGGGUUACUGAUGCCGACACUCUCGCCGUCGCUCGUAUGGAUUCUAUGCCCGAUAAUCUGAUGUCAUACUCCCCUACUCCGU